This is a messenger RNA of Chlorella variabilis, 708 nucleotides long. RefSeq lists its product as hypothetical. Lineage: Eukaryota; Viridiplantae; Chlorophyta; Trebouxiophyceae; Chlorellales; Chlorellaceae. Gene Ontology annotation, molecular function: NAD+ kinase activity. The transcript is spliced from 2 exons. The record is from RefSeq and is a predicted model, not a curated record. The annotation marks the transcript as partial. Gene Ontology annotation, biological process: NAD+ metabolic process; NADP+ biosynthetic process.
AUGAGCGUGUAUGUGGAGCCGGGCGUGCGUGCUGAGCUGGCAGAGGCGGUACAGCGGUACCUCGACGCCGGCGGCGCCUUUGGCGGCGCCGGCGCCGGCGCCAGCGCCGGCACGUCUGCUGGCAGUAGCAUGGACAGCAGCGGGGAUGGCUGGCCGGGGCCGGCGGCUGGGCAGGGCGGGCUGCCACCGCGGGCGCCGGCCGCGGGCGCCGCCGCAGCGCCCGGCACGGCGGCGGCGGCGGCGGCGGUGGAUCUGGGUCGGCGGCUGCUGACGUGGGAGGAGCCGUGCGGCUGCCCGCCCGCGGUACCGUGCUCCGUGGGCCACCAGCUGGACCUGGUGAUCACGCUGGGGGGCGACGGUACCGUCCUGUGGACCUGCGGCUUGUUUGCGGCGGGCGCGGUACCGCCACUGGUCCCGUUUGCCAUGGGCAGCCUAGGCUUCAUGACGCCUUUCCAGAUUGGCCGCAUGGCGGAUGUGCUGGGCAGGGUGACGGGCGUGGAGCGCGGCGUGCCGCUCAUGCUGCGGCACCGCCUGCAGGCAAGCGCCAGGCAGCGCCCCAGGUGCCGCAUCAUCCGCGGCGACGCCUCCACUGCCGACCUGCUGGCGGCCGGCGGCGGCGUGGAAGCGGCCUCCUGCCAGGACGAGUUUGUGGUUCUCAAUGAGGUGGUGAUAGACCGGGGCAUGAAGGCGCAGCUGUGCAACCUGCAG